Exophiala oligosperma is the source of this 1979-nucleotide messenger RNA. RefSeq lists its product as uncharacterized. Lineage: Eukaryota; Fungi; Ascomycota; Eurotiomycetes; Chaetothyriales; Herpotrichiellaceae. Bases 38 to 412 code for a protein of 124 amino acids. The record is from RefSeq and is a predicted model, not a curated record. The transcript has a single exon.
CUCGACCACAACUAGGCCUUCACUAUCUACACAUACAAUGAGGGCCUUCGCGAUCUCCCGAGCUAUGCGCUCUAGUGUCCUUCGACAGAAACCCGGGCUCUGGCAAACCCGAAGCCUUAACCCGACAAGAUCCCUCAGACAGACUGCACCGCAGUCGACUUCGUCCUCUUCCUCUUCCACCAACGGCGCUCCAGAGAAGCCGAUCAACUUCUACAGCACCCAUGGGCGGGCAUUCUUCAAGGCCAUCACGCUGGCAUUCCUCACCUACCAAAUCGCCUACUGGGCAUGGUUGACUUUAGAGACGGAAGAGAUCAAGGACCAAAAAACCCGCCAGAUAAAGUCUUUGGAACAGGAGGUCAGAUUACUAGACGAAAGCAGGAAAUCAGAAAACCCAUCUCUUGGGAAAAGCUGAGCGGAGAGGAGAGAAUUACUGAAUAAGCAAGCUAUGGAGUACAACCAACAAUAACAAAAGUUCAGCAACAUCCCAAGCACGACAUCGAUUAGGGAUCCCAUUAACCACACCGUUCAGGAAAAGUGGCCCACUGAUACCUUGAGUAUCUUUGUAGCCUACUCGUAUAAGAGAAACGUUGGCAAGAGAAAACCACACCAUUCGCCUGUGGCCCAACCAAAGAGACAUCACCAGCAAAGCCCUCAAGAAAACUUGUAUCAACUCCAGAGAGGGCCAGAUGCAUCUCAAACAACGAUCUAUAACGAUCCCAAAAUCACUGAACCUUUGCUCUUUCUACUCUUCCUUGAACCUGAACCAGAAUCAAACCCAACCCCAAAAUCCAGUUCCAAGCAAAGGCAAUUUCCAACCAAUAUCGGCGGCCUCCGGAUGUUUAUACCAAGGUUCAAGGUGAGAGGGGGAAGGAAAAGGUAAAGAUCAAUACCAGUGAUCCCCACCAUGAUACAUCUCAUGCCCGAAGAAACAAUACAUCCACACCGAGACCUCGAUCCCGUUCCCUAUGUACUUGGGGGGGCAACCCGGCAUGAGGUUUUCGUAGACGUCAAAGUUGGACUCUUGAUACUUUUGCUUCUCCUCUUCGCUCUUUAACUUUUUCUUGAUUUCUUCCUCUUGCUUUCGACGAUCUUCGGCUAUCUGUUCUUCUGGCGAUAAAUCCUUGCCUUUCUGUCCUGCCGCUGUCGCCGCCGUGGUUGCGGCGACAGCUGCUGCUUCGCCUUCCACCACUGGUGCUUUGGUCUUGUCGGCGGCUGCCGCUGCCUCCGCCGCCUCCUUUUGACGGUUCCACUCGGCGUUCCAAGACUCCCAGAAAGGGUUGGUAAAGGGGUUCAUACCCGAGACCGACUCCUGGGAAGGGACCAUGUUGGCCGGGGCCGCGGCCGGCGAGGCGGUGGAGGUGGAGGUAGGGUAGGCGGCGGAGGCGACGCCGCCGGCGGUGACAACCUUGGUGAGAAUGGUAAAAACAGGCGGGGCCACGGGAGCGGCGGCGGAGGGAGUGGCGACGGCGGUGACUUCGACGGGGACAGAGAUGGCCGAGGCGGAGAGACCGUAGGCCGCCGUGGAGAUGGCCGGGGCCUUCGACGCAGAGUUGGCCGCGGAAUGAGCCUCGUACAUGAUUUCAUUGGCGAGAUCGUCGGGUUUGAGGCCUUUGCUCAAGGGGGCCGUCGUGACUACACCGGCCAAGCUGGCCACGACACAGAAGACAAGGGGACGGAAGAAGUGCAUGAUGGCGGCACGGUGAUGUUGGAGAAGGGGGAAGGACAGCCUUGUCAAACAGAGUAGUUAAGGGUGCGAUGACUAUGGAGGAUGCUGUGAUGGACAAUAGAGGUUGAACACGAACUGGUGCAGGGGAAGCUCUCUUUUAUAUUCUCUUCUUUUUGGAAUGUCGACUUUUCUACGGGUCCUCAUUUUGUUAUACUUUGUAGAAUGUCUGGUUGAAGGUGAUGAAAAGUUUUCUUUCCUACUGAUGCCUAGACGAGAAGAAAGACAUUUCCAAACCUUCAAAACCUCUACAUCA